Molecule: messenger RNA, 660 nt
Organism: Pyrus x bretschneideri (Chinese white pear)
Lineage: Eukaryota; Viridiplantae; Streptophyta; Magnoliopsida; Rosales; Rosaceae
Product: laccase-5-like
Exons: 2
Coding region: 1-660 (219 amino acids)
Molecular function (GO): oxidoreductase activity; copper ion binding
Source: RefSeq, a predicted model, not a curated record
AUGAGAACUAGAUGGGCAGAUGGGCCAGAAUUUGUGACUCAGUGCCCAAUUAGGCCAGGAGGGAGCUACACCUACCGCUUUACAAUUCAAGGGCAAGAAGGUACUCUGUGGUGGCAUGCUCACAGCUCAUGGCUUAGAGCCACCGUUUAUGAAGCACUCAUCAUUCAUCCUAAACAAGGAGACUCCUACCCCUUCACGAAAUCGAAAAGAGAAACAACCCUUCUUCUCGGUGAAUGGUGGAAUGCUAACCCUAUCGAUGUCUUCAGGCAGACGAUGAUGACAGGAGGAGCUCCAAAUGUUUCUGAUGCAUACACCAUCAAUGGUCAACCUGGUGAUCUUUACAACUACUCAAGCCAAGACACUGUCAUAGUUCCUAUAGACUCUAGCAAGACGAACCUCAACCAACCUCUUUUCUUCUCCGUAGCCAACCAUAAGCUCACCGUUGUUAGAGCUGAUACCUCCUACACCAAACAUUUCACUACCACGGUUCUCAUGUUAGGGCCUGGGCAGACCACUGAUGUUUUAAUCACCGGUGACCAGUCACCAGCCCGGUACUACUUGGCGGCAAGUGCUUAUUUCAACGCGCAAAAUGCAGCAUUCGACAACACCACCACCACCGCCAUUCUUGAUUACAAGUCUGCCCCUUGCAGCCCCAAUUAA